GUGCUGAUACAAGGCAGCCAAGUCACGGGAUCAAACUAGUGAAUAUCACUAUGUGAGAUCUCUCUGUUUUUCAAUGACUUUGGGUAUUGGAUUUGGACUUUGGGACUUCGGAGGGUCCUUUUAAGCUUGCUUAGUUUACUCCGUAUUUUCCUCUCAAGAGCAUUGAUUGAAUCGCUCCUCAUAAAUGUUGCUGCUGAUUUGUUCAUCCCAUAACUUAUUUUCCCACUCAAAUUCAAGUUUAUGAUUUGCUUCAUCAUUUCGUGUUUCUAAUUAUGGAUUGUCAACUGCAUCCUGAUGCAAUCUUUGAUGAGGUUAAGAAGAAAACAUGGAAGCAAACUAUUCUUCUGUCUUCUCAAAUCGUUGGAGUUGUUUAUGGUCAAAUAAGCACCGCACCCUUGUAUGUUUUUGGGACUAUGUAUCCAUCGGAUGUGAAUUCCGAGGAGGUUGUUUACGAACUCUUCUCAUUCAUAUUCUGGACGCUGACUGUCAUUUCCUUACUGAAGUAUGCCUUUAUAAUGCUGAAAGUUGAUAAUGAUGGAGAAGGUGGUACUUUUGCGUUAUACUCACUCUUAUGUAGACAUGCAAAAGUUGGCCUGCUCCCAAAUGAUAGAAGCACUGAUGAGGUUAUGCAUUAUGAGGAUAAGAAUCCCUCCCACAGGAAUGUUGAUUCAAGGGCUCGAAGGGCCAUUGAGAAACACAAAAGCUGUCACUAUUUGCUGUUGUCAUUGGCUCUCUUUGGAUCCUGCAUGACUAUUGGUGACGGGGUUCUCACUCCGGCUCUUUCUGCCUUGUCAGCUUCGAAGGGUGUUGAACGAUCCCUGACAGAUUUGUCACGCAUAUUUUCCUCUUCACAACAUUCUCAGCAGUCAGUGUCAGACGCUAUUAAAAAAUAUGUACCUGUUCCUUCUUCGUGUGUUAUAUUGGUUGGCCUUUUCGUGCUGCAGCCUUGUGGGACACGCAAGAUUGGAUUCAUGUUUGCUCCAAUCAUUUUUGUUUGGCUGUUAUUUGUUGCCGGAGUGGGAGUGCAUAAUAUUUUCCAGUGGGAUGUGAAAAUCAUUUAUAAAAUAUCCCCUCUAUACAUGUUAAGAUUCAUCAGAAAUAUUGAUGCACGCAGAUGGAGGUUGCUAGGGAGUGUCAUUUUAUGUGUGGCAGGAUCAGAGGCUAUGUUUGCUGAUCUAGGACAUUUCUCCCAGAAAUCAAUCAAGAUAACAUUCAUCUGCUUGAUCUACCCACUUCUUGUUUUAAACUAUGCGGGUCAGGCUGCAUAUAUCUCCAAGAACUUUAACACUGAAGAUUUCAUUCAUCUUAGUGGAUCUAUGCCUAGAAGCUGCAAUCAUAUUUUUACAAUAUUAUCCCUAUUUGCCUCAGCUGUUGGAAGCCAAGCGACGAUAACAGCGACUUUUUCCAUAAUUAACCAGUGCCUCGCUCUAAAUUGCUUCCCCAGAGUAAAAGUUAUUCACACAUCAAAGAAGAUACAUGGACAGAUUUACAUCCCAGAUAUCAACUGGUUAUUGAUGAUUCUCAGUCUCACUGUUACUAUUGGUUUCCGAGACCUGGUGAAAAUUGGUAAUGCGACAGCUUUGGCUAUAAUUAGUGGAAUGCUGGUGACAACUAGUCUAAUGUCACUAAUCAUUGCUCUGUACUGGGAGAAGAACUUUUUUCUCUCUGCAUGCUUUCUUGUUUGUUUUGGCUCUCUUGAGGCUGCAUAUCUUUCAGCAUGUCUGCUACAAUUUCACAAGGGAGCAUGGUAUCUGUUUGUUCUCUUGGUGGUGACCAUGACGAUCAUGAUUGCAUGGCAUUAUGGAACUAAGAAGAAGUAUGAGUUUGAUACAGAAAACAAGGUGCCCACCGAAUGGCUCAUAGAGGUUAGUCCAAAUCUCAGCAUUUCAAGAGUACCGGGAAUUGGCUUCAUUUACACCGACAUUGUAGCUGGAAUCCCGGCUUUCUUUUCACAUUUCAUCACAAAUCUUCCUGCAUUUCAUCAAGUCCUGAUCUUUGUGUCCUUCAAGUCUCUACCUGUGCCUUAUAUCCCAGAAAGUGAAAGAUAUCUGAUCGGCAGGAUUGGUCCAAAAGUUUACAAAAUUUACAGAUGCAUUGUCAGAUAUGGAUAUUGUGAUCAUGUUAGGGACUCUGAUAAUUUUGAGGAGCAGAUAAUCCGUUCCAUUGGGGAAUUCAUUAAUGUUGAACAGAGUGACAUAGAAUCCAUUGAUUCCCCAGAUAGAAGGAUGAUCAUCAUUGGAAAUUCAUCAUCAUCCCAAGGAAAUGCUUUAGUUCCUCUGGAGGAUCUCGAAUCAACCGACAUGCCAAGCCUAGUGAGCAGUGAAUCUCAGGUAAGUCCAGUUGCUAGUCCUCCUCCUGCUGCUAAGAGAAAAAAGGUCAGAUUCAUGUUGCCUGCAAAUAGUCCUAAAAUGCAGGCAUCAGUAAGGAAGGAGCUCUUAGAGCUAAUCGAUGCUCGGGAAAGCGGUAGCGCCUAUUUCCUGGGCCAAUCUCAUUUAGUGGUUCGUGAUGGCUCAAACAUUCUGAAGCGAUUCCUGAUCAUGACAUACCACUUGAGUGAAAAGAAUUGCCGUGAGCCUCCAGUAGCACUGAAAAUUCCUCAUGCUGCUCUCGUAGAAGUUGGUAUGGUCUGUACUAUAUAAGCUUCUGAAGAAGUGAAUGCAGUUUUAGUAACACACUCACACAAGGGAAACAUGAAGGUUGGAAUAAUUAAAGAUUACAUAAGAAGAGAAACAUAUUGAUAUUUUAUGUGAAAUAUGACAGAUAUAUUUUGUGUUCUAGUUGCAUGGAUAUACGGAGAAAGAAUUAAUACUAUUUUGGUGUCCUGAUAUGGCUACUUUUCUGCCCAUAUUUUUCGAUGUUCUUUACUUCCUUUUAUGUUUUCUAGAAGUUACCUCAAAAUGUUGCUUCACACAUUUCCUAGUUCUAGCUUGUGAGACUUUGAAGUUUGAACCUUCUCGGUAGCAGUUCUAUAAAGAAAAACAUCUUAUGAAA
Messenger RNA from Prosopis cineraria, 2991 nucleotides. RefSeq names its product potassium transporter 2-like. Gene Ontology annotation, molecular function: potassium ion transmembrane transporter activity. Lineage: Eukaryota; Viridiplantae; Streptophyta; Magnoliopsida; Fabales; Fabaceae. Gene Ontology annotation, cellular component: membrane. Gene Ontology annotation, biological process: potassium ion transmembrane transport. The transcript is spliced from 10 exons. The record is from RefSeq and is a predicted model, not a curated record. Bases 273 to 2639 code for a protein of 788 amino acids.